Pyricularia oryzae 70-15 is the source of this 870-nucleotide messenger RNA. RefSeq lists its product as uncharacterized. NCBI's taxonomy places the organism in Eukaryota, Fungi, Ascomycota, Sordariomycetes, Magnaporthales, Pyriculariaceae. The record is from RefSeq and is a predicted model, not a curated record. Gene Ontology annotation, molecular function: helicase activity. The coding region runs from base 1 to 801 and encodes 266 amino acids. The transcript is spliced from 2 exons. Gene Ontology annotation, cellular component: nuclear RNA-directed RNA polymerase complex. Gene Ontology annotation, biological process: regulatory ncRNA-mediated heterochromatin formation.
AUGGUCUGCAUUGUGGAUGAAACCAGCAACGUCCUCUUUCUGCAGGUGUCCAGAUCCACUAAGCCGACAAUUUCGGGCCCCGAAAAUGCUGUGGAUAAAAAUAACAAACCUAGAUACAGCUUGUGUGAUGAUGGCCAUCACGCCUUUGUCUAUCUCCGGACGGUGGACUCCAAAGUUGCACAGAUCCGAAAAUCCUUGCUGUGGCUCAAGACCAUGGAAGCCAGGCAGCGAAGACAGAUUUUUGAGUUUCCGUCCAUUCUCCUGCCCUCGUUUCCCCCACCUCUCAAGGCUCUCCAGUCUAUGUGCCUGAAAAACGCUGGAGCAGAAAUAAAUUACACACCUAGUGACCCUUUUGAUCCGGCCACUCUCUUACAGCAUAUCACGCUUGACUUGACGCAAUCCCGAGCCAUCAUAGACUCACUAAGUCGAUCACUCGCUCUGAUCCAAGGACCGCCGGGGACUGGAAAAACCUACGUUGGUCAAGCCAUCAUCAAGGUGCUGCUGGCUAAUAAGGCCCGCGCCAAGAUCGGACCAAUUGUGUGUGUCUGCUACAUCAACCAUGCUCUGAAUCAGUUUCUGGAGCCCUUGGUUGGCGGGGGCAUUCAAAAUUUCAUACGCAUUGGGUCCCGGUCAAAAUCAGAAAGGCUCCAGCCCGUCAAUUUGAGGGAGGUCGUCAAACAGAUGAUAAGGAUGCCAGUCGAAGGCAAGGCUCUUCGGGACUCUGUCGUUGAGCUUCAAUCCGAAGCUGAAUAUGUCCAAAGGAAGCUCAAGACAUACAAGCACCUCAACACGAUCAGCUAGCGAAGAAAUGACUGAGGAAGAAGACGAAGCUACCAGAGCUGACUUGGCCAGGCCAUGUUACCAGUACUU